This is a messenger RNA of Andrographis paniculata, 788 nucleotides long. RefSeq lists its product as uncharacterized. Gene Ontology annotation, molecular function: phosphoprotein phosphatase activity. The record is from RefSeq and is a predicted model, not a curated record. The transcript is spliced from 5 exons. Bases 165 to 788 code for a protein of 207 amino acids. Lineage: Eukaryota; Viridiplantae; Streptophyta; Magnoliopsida; Lamiales; Acanthaceae.
UCCAACAAAAUUGAAAUUGAAUGCAUCGGAAGGUAGCGAGCCACCGCCGGGCGGCGUAACCGUCAUCACUCUCCCUGACGUCGCUCUCACUCUCCCUCUCUCUCUAGUCAGCACUCGCAGCACUGAAUCAUAUCUUCUCUUGGCAAUACCAGCAGCAUCUAUCCAUGGCGGAGUCUUCGAAAGACGCAAAUCGUAAAUUGUCGAUCGCCGACGAGGAAGAGGAAGAGGAAGCUGCAAUUGACGAGGAUCUCAGUCCCUCGCUCGACAAACUCUCCAUAGGUCGUAAGAAGAAGCUUCUCGUGCUCUCCUUAGGAGGCCUGCUGGUGCACAGAGUCCACAAAAAGGAGAAAAGGACCGUCCGAGGCCUCCGCGCGGAUGUGACGUACGGAGCAUUUUUAGUGUUCAAGAGGCCUUUCUGCACCGAUUUUCUGAAAUUCUGCUUCGAGCGAUUUGAUGUCGCGCUGUGGUCCUCUGCGAGAGAGCACAACAUCGAAUGCUUUCUGAGCAGCGUCGCGGACGGAGAAGAGAAUAAAUUCGUGUUUGUUUGGAGCCAAUCCGAAUGCAGUGAUUCAGGAUUCUACAGCCUUCACAAAGACGAAAAGCCUCUGUUCGUGAAGGAACUCAAACGCAUUUGGUACAACAAAACCUUCAAAGCCCGAUAUUCUGCUGCCAAUACUCUCCUAAUCGACAAUGAACCCCACACUGCUCUUCUUAACCCGCCAGAUACAGCAAUCUUCCCCCACGCUUACAAAACCCACAAUCCCGACGACACAUUUCUAUGCAAGUGA